GGAACAUUUCGGGAUAUGUGAGAUGCAAGUGAAACUACCUUACAAAGCACCGACAACGAUAUCCCCAAACUCACCAUUUUCACAACAAUAAUGCUAGCUCUCCUGUGCCUAGUACUCCAUCUAACCUUCACCAAUGCUUCCACAUCCAAUGCCAAAACCAUAAUCAUCCUAGCCGGACAAAGCAACAUGUCCGGCCGAGGCGGCGUACAAAACAACACAUGGGACGGCGUCGUCCCAUUCCAAUGCCAACCCAACCCAUCAAUCCUCCGUCUAACCGCCAACCUCACAUGGGUCCAAGCCCAUGACCCACUCCACAAGGACAUUGAUGUCCUAGCAACAUGUGGAGUGGGUCCGGGUAUGCCCUUUGCUAACAGGUUGUUGCAAAGGGACCCGAGCUUGGGCCCAUUGGGCUUGGUUCCAUGCGCGGUUGGUGGUCUAAUGGGGACUAAGAUUAGUGAGUGGGGGAGAAAGAGGUGGUUGUAUAAGCAGGUUUUGAUGAGGGCUAAGGUGGCUCGGAGAGCGGGUGGUUCGGUUCGAGGGGUGUUGUGGUUUCAAGGGGAGAGUGACACGAUUAGUGAAGUGGAUGCAAGGAAGUAUAAGAGACGGUUGGUGAAUUUGUUUGGUAAUUUGCGGGCUGAUCUUGGAGAUCCUCUGCUCCCAAUUGUUCAUGUGGCUAUAACUUCAGGACAAGGACACUAUGUGGAAACUGUGAGAAAAGCACAACUGGGAAUCAAGCUUCCGAAAGUUAGGUGUGUGGACGCCAAGGGCUUGCCAUUGCUACAUGAUAAACUGCACCUUAGCACCCCGGCUCAGGUGCGUCUUGGUCGGAUGUUAGCCGAUGCGUUCCUCAUGCAAGAACAUGUGGCCUCACCAAGCAACAAUACCUCAAGCCCCUAGUAAUAAGUGUGUUAGUUUGAUGACAUGGUGUGUUGUGUUAUUUUGCAAUUCAAAGAAGAAUAAAUUUUGUUUCUUGAAAGGAAAUAUGCACAACAUAGUUCCUAUGAUAUGUAGGGGUGUGCACUUCGGUAUUAACAAAUAACUGAUUGUUUUGGUAACUGGAAAUGCAAAUCGUUCCAGUUCGGUUAA
This is a messenger RNA of Helianthus annuus (common sunflower), 1086 nucleotides long. Its product is annotated as probable carbohydrate esterase At4g34215. Lineage: Eukaryota; Viridiplantae; Streptophyta; Magnoliopsida; Asterales; Asteraceae. The record is from RefSeq and is a predicted model, not a curated record. Bases 91 to 897 code for a protein of 268 amino acids. The transcript has 2 exons.